GAUCCUCUACCUUGGGAUCGGCGCCGGGGGCAGCGUGGGGUGGGCGAGGCGGAGUUCAGCGCUUAGCGGCGCCGGUACGAGCGGCUGUCUCGGGACCCGCAUAAUGCUGGAGGCACGGCAGAGCGGAGGGCGGGUGCUGUGGACGCUGCUGUGGGUGGCCGUGGUGCGCUCCUACAACGUGGACGUGGGUCGCCCCGUGAUUUUUCGGGGUCCCAACGGCUCCUUCUUUGGGUACUCGGUGCUGCAACACUACCAUGACAGCACGCGGUGGGUCUUGGUUGGUGCUCCCAAGGCAGAAUCUAAAUACAGCACCUCUGUUCAGUCCCCAGGAGCAGUGUUUAAAUGUCGAGUCCAUACCAACCCUGACAGAAGAUGCACAGAACUGGAUAUGGGGAGAGGCAAUUCUCGGGGCAUGCUCUGUGGAAAGACCUGUAAGGAAGACAGAGAUGAUGAAUGGAUGGGUGUGAGCCUAGCUAGGCAGCCAAAGGCUGAUGGAAGUGUCCUGGCAUGUGCGCACCGCUGGAAAAACAUCUACUAUGAGACAGAGUACAUCUUGCCCCAUGGCUUUUGCAACAUCAUUCCUCCUAACCUGCAGUCCAAAGGGAGGAAGCUCUUGCCCUGCUAUGAAGAGUACAAGAAGAAGUAUGGUGAGGAGCAUGGUUCAUGCCAGGCAGGGAUCGCAGGCUUCUUCACUGAGGAACUGGUUAUCAUGGGUGCACCAGGAUCUUAUUAUUGGACAGGAACUGUCAAAGUACUGAAUGUCACUGACAGCACAUAUUACAAGCUGAAUGAUGAUGCUGUGAUAGCCAGGAGGUACACAUACCUAGGAUAUGCGGUGACCGCAGGUCAUUUCUCUCAGCCGAGUACCACUGACAUUGUAGGAGGAGCUCCCCAGGAUGGAGGCAUUGGAAAGGUUUAUAUUUUCAGAACAGACAGACAAUCAGGCUCUCUAAUAAAGAUUUUUCAGGCUUCAGGAAAAAAGAUGGGCUCUUACUUUGGCUCCUCCUUAUGUGCAGUUGACCUGAAUUCUGAUGGGUUGUCUGACCUCCUGGUUGGAGCACCUAUGUUUUCUGAGAUCAGAGAUGAGGGUCAAGUCACAGUCUUUAUCAACAGAGGAAAUGGAGUGCUGGAAGAGCAGCUCACCCUGGACGGUGACAGUAGCUAUAAUGCACACUUUGGGGAGAGCAUGGCUGCCCUUGGUGAUAUUGAUGACGAUGGCUUCCCAGAUGUUGCCAUUGGAGCGCCUAAGGAGGAUAACUACAUAGGAGCAGUGUACAUUUACCAUGGGGAUGCCAGUGGUAUUAUACCUCAGUACUCUAUGAAGCUGUCUGGGCAAACAAUAAACCCAAAGCUGCGUAUGUUUGGCCAGUCCAUAUCAGGAGGAGUUGAUAUGGAUAGUAAUGGUUAUCCAGAUAUGACUGUUGGGGCCUUCCUGUCAGACAAUGUGGUACUUCUGAGAUCCAGGCCUGUCAUUACCAUGAAUAUCACCAUUUUCCUGCCUAUAGCUAUCAAUAUCACAGCUCCUCAGUGCCAUGAUGGUUUGCAGCCGGUGAACUGCCUCAAUGUCACAGCAUGCUUUCGUUUCAGUGGCAAGCAUGUUCCUGGAGAAAUAGGUUUGAAUUAUAAUUUGACUGCUGAUGUGGCAAAGAAGGAAAAGAGCCAACAACCCAGAGUUUAUUUUGUGACUUCUGGAGAGACAGCAGGGCAGAUCACAGAAAAGUUACAACUGUCAUUCAUGCAGGAAAAGUGUGAGCAUUACCUCGCAUAUGUCAAGAAAAGAGUCAAGGAUGUCAUCUCUCCAAUUGUAUUUGAAGCUUCAUACAACCUUGGGGAACAUAUGAUAGAAAGAGGAAAAGAGGACAAGGAACUAACUGUUUUGAAGCCCAUUCUUCGCUGGAAGAAAGGACAAAAGAUAGCACAAAGGAAUCAGACUGUUUUUGAGAGAAACUGUCAAUCUGAUGACUGUGCUGCUGAUUUGAAGCUUCAGGGUAAAUUACUGCUAUCUAGUGUUGAUGACAGAACUGCCUACUUGGCCCUGGGAGCAGUGAGGAACAUCUCACUUAAAAUUUUCAUCUCCAACAUUGGUGAUGAUGCCUACGACACCAAUGUUUUCUUCAAUUUUUCUGGAGAGCUCUUCUUCAUCAAAAUGUGGCAAAAGGAGGAACCAGGCAUUGCUUGUGAGUUACUGGAGUCAGAUUUCCUCAAGUGCAGUGUGGGAUUUCCUUUCAUGAGAUCCAAAUCUAGGUAUGAGUUCAGUGUGAUCUUUGACACAAGCCACUUGACUGGGCAGGAAGAAACACUUACCUUCCUUGUCACUGCCCAAAGUGAAAACCUUGAACGCACUGAAUGUCUGCAUGAUAAUACUCUAAUCCUGUCAGUGCCCCUGAUGCAUGAAGUGGACUCAUCCAUCAGUGGAGAAGUCUUCCCUACUUCAUUUUUUUACGGUGAUUCUGUGGAAGCAUCCAACUUUGUUCAGUUGGAAAACCAUGAAUGCCUUUUCCAGUCUCUCAACUUCACACUUCAGAUUUACAAUGCUGGACCAAGCACUCUUCCUGGAGCUUUUCUUGAUAUUUCAAUUCCAAACCGCCUCUCUGCUGCCGGAGCUGAAAUAUUUCAUAUUCAGCAGAUGAUGGUUGGUCAGGACAAAGGAAGCUGUUCUUUCCAUAAAAACCAGAGCCCAUGUGUUGCUCCUCAAGAGAAUGAAAAUAUUUUCCACACAAUAUUUGCUUUUUUCACGAAGUCUGGCAGAAAAGUAUUGGACUGUGAGAGACGAGACAUAUCUUGUUUAAUUGUACAUUGCAACUUAAGCUCACUACCUAAAGCAGAGUCCCUUGAUAUAAAUAUCUACAUGCUGCUGAAUACCGAGAUACUCAAAAAGGACAGUUCAUCGGUCAUCCAGUUUGUCACAAGGGCAAGGCUGCAGGUGGACCAUGACCUCAGAGUUGUGGAGGUGCCCAAUGGGAGCCCAGAAGAAAAAUCAGUGGUCUUUGAGGCUUUUCACAAUCUGGAGCCUCGUGGGUAUGUUGUCGGAUGGAUCAUUGCCAUCAGUUUGUUGGUGGGAAUUCUCAUCUUCCUAUUGCUGGCUGUGCUCUUAUGGAAGAUGGGCUUCUUCCGCCGGAGGUACAAAGAAAUUAUUGAGGCUGAAAAGAGCAGAAAGGAGAAUGAAGAUAGUUGGAACUGGGUCCAGAAAAAUCAGUAAACUGCCCAUGAAAACAAAACUGGCCAGUCAUGUGACAUGCACUCGCUAGUCUAUAGAUCCUGCUCUUGUAUCUUCCAUAUGUGGAAGAAGGAAUCUUCUCCAGAUUUUUCGGAGACCGCAUUGAUGCUGUGUCUUUAUUACUCCCAAAAGCUAGGGAACAUAUCCUGAGGCAACCACUGCAGCCAUGUCAUGUGACUGGAGCAAUUCACACUUCAUUUAUGAGUUUGAACUUUGGUAACCAAGCUGCAGUGCAGAGCAAUAUUUAUGAAUUCAACUAUGUAGUAUGCCCUCAGGGGAAGACUUUUACCUAAGAAUAUUUUUUAUAAAGACAAGAUUUUUAUAUUGAGCAUGUCUUUAUAUUUGUAUCAAUGUUUUAAAAUUUCUAUUGAAUAGUUAUAUAGUUCACUCAAGCACUGAUAUCUGGCUAAAUCUUUGGAAAAAAAAUAUAUAAAAAUUCUAUUGUACUUUAAACAUCAAUGCAAGAGAGAAAAGAGAUUUACAGAUAAAAGUAGCUGAAAUCCUCAUAUGCUUAAUUCACAAGGCUUGGUAAUAUCAUAUAUAUAGAUAAUUUAAUAGAAAUAGGCCAAAUCUUUUUACUGUCUCCUUCUUUAAGUUAAAUUUGAUGUUUGAUUUACAAGCUACAGAGCCUAAAGUAUUUCACAGUUGUGAUACUCUGUAUCUUGAGUUUAUCCUUUACUAGCCUGGAGGGGAGAGGGUAAGAAUGCUUCUUCAGUGAUAUGUAGCAAGAAGCAGCUCGCUUUGGCUCACUGAAGAAGGCACCACAGAAUGUUCUCUUUGGGAAGUUUUCUUUUGCAGUCUCUAGGACUGUACAGUUGAGAUAUCAGAACGAUAUAAUUGAGCCAACCACUAUGACAUUGACAAAUUCCUUUAAAGAAGAAGAAGAAGAAGAAGAAGAAGAAGAAGAAGAAGAAGAAGAAGAAGAAGUAAUUAAGUAAUAUUAAUAUUGAUAUUAAUAUUGAUAUUAAGAUGUACAGUUUUAAAGCUACUGUUAAAGAUUGUGAUCUGUUGCUAUCAAAGCAAGUGAUAAAUUGCUACAUGCUAUAGGCAUUAUGACUGCCAUGUGAGUUAUAUACUUGAGUCAUGAGUUUGUUUAUAUGAUAAUUUUAAGAGAGAUAAGUAGACGCGAUGAUUAAAUGUUUUGAUUUUUGAGUCUUGAGAUUGCCUAUCUGGGUGUUCCAAGUACUGAACGUAUUUCCUCAAGAAUUUUAGUCAAGGUGCAGAUUGGAUCUCAACUUGCAAUUUUAUUGCUGGUAAUUCUUAAAAAAAAUGUUUGUUGAAUUAGAAGAAAUCCAGUUGUAAUUAAUUCAAACAAGUUUCUUCAAAAAGCUCUUGGAUUUCUGAAUAGAAAUAGUGGAAUUGUGUAAGACUUGGGUUUAGAUUCUACUUGUAUUUUGCACUUUGUGUAAAUAAGGAGUAGAUGACAUGUUAGUAUAAAAUCCAUGUAAAGGAAAGGAGGGCCAAGCUCUGUGGUAGAAAGUGAAACCAGGAUUAAAAGGUUGUUGGAUGUCUUCUUCCAUAAGGGUGUGGUAAAAGAACUGCUGGAAGUUUGAAAACUUGAACGCAGAAAACAUGCAAGAAAUUGCUUGAGAACAGGUCUUGCUCUUCCUUGCCAUAUUCAUGAUAGUUUCAAAUUAUAAAAGUGGACCACACACACAUUCCUGUUUGCUUUUUACCACCACCAUCAUCAAGUGUCUGCUAUUACUACGGUAUUGAUUGAUAUUUAUUAACUAUUCACUAUCUGCAUGCAUUAGGGAAAAAGUUUUGAAGUGAAUUGAGUGUAUUGAUUCAACAUCUGACAAGAAAAACUAUUAGUCUAUUCAACUAUCUUUCUUAAAACAAUAAUUGUUGAUUUGACAGAUUCUGUGUGACAAAUUAUCUUUUAAGCCAAAAUCCAUAGCAAAAUACUGUAAUAAGCCCAUGUAGUGGAGUACAGAUUUUCCAAGAGAGUGCAAAACCAAAAGGCUGGUGGCAUUUGACUGCACUGGUGUAUUAUCAUCUAGAGACAACCACAGACUGGCUUGGGUUGGAAGGGACCUUAAAAAUCUAGUUCCAAUGCUCCUGCCAUGGGCAAGAACAUGGGCAAGAAUAUAGACCAAAUCCAAAUCAAAGCCCAAUCCAGUCUGGCCUUGAACUGCUGUAUUAUCAGAAAGUCAAAGAUUGAUAGAGUGGCUUGUGUUGGAAGAAACCUUAAAGAUCAUCUAGUUGCAACUCCCUGCCCAUGGCCAUGUCAAGUUACUUAGAGCCCCAUCCAACAGGACCAGGGAUUGGCCAUCCACAACUUCUCUGAGCAACCUGUUCUUGUUUCUCAUCACCUUCACAGUAAAGAGUUUCCUUCAAAUAUCUAAUCUAUAUCUGCCUCUAAUAUUGAAGGUUGUUGAAUUCCUUGCAGUAUAUGUCUGAUAUUGGUUAGUUUUGUUCAACAACAAAAGCUAAUUGUCUGUUUUUUUCUCUAAAAAAAUCUAAGACAGAAAUUAGAUGUGAGAUUGAUUCACAGCUAUAAAUUGAAAUUGCUUAAAGUACUUGGUUUAAAAAGGUCUUUUUAUUACCUGUAAGAAUCUCCAGUAAAUGCCCUUUCUAGAACUGAUCCCCCCUAAAAUUAUUAAAAAGAAAAAUUGCUGAAAAAAUAAUUCAGGACACAUGUGAAACUACUUGUGAAUUAAACUGAAUUUAAAAGUUUCCAUUCGAAAAAGGAGAAAGUUCCAUUUGAAAAGUUGAAAUCAUCAAUUUCCACUUUUUAAACAAAAUUUUACUUUGAAAUCUGACAGAAAUGCUUCCUUACAGUAUUUUAAAAAUCAAAAUUAGUUAUACCUUUGAAAUAUCUUUUUUAACUAUAUAAAGAAGAGUUCUAAAAUAAUUACAAAUUCAACAUUUCUGGUUUUGUUGGACUUUUUUUUUGUUGUUUUGUCAUAAAGCAAAAGUGGAUUUAUUUUUAAAAAAACAAAGGUAAAUCACAUUUGAGCCCACACUGGACUUUUUCAUAUCUGACUUUAAUUGUCAUAGAAUUCAUUCAUCACAAGUCAUCAUUUAGUGAAAAUCUAGCUGUUGGUCAGGUAAGUGCCAUAUUUGUGAAAUAAUCCACAAAUUCUUAGUAUCAUCACUGCUAGGUACUCAGCUGUUUUGUUGUCAUGGAUGGUUUUGAAUUUACUCUCCAAAUUUUUUUCUCCUUCUUUUUAAAUCAAAUUCCAUUGUGGCUUUUGUUUGCUUCUAGUUAGGAUACUUAGAUUUGAUAAUGAAUCAUACUAGUUCUUCAUAUUAAAGUACUGUAGAUGCAUCUUUCCACUUCUUAAGAAGCAACCAAACAAAAAGUUCCACAAUUAUCAAUUGGUUGCAAUCAGUUUCUAAUCCCAAAAUUUUACAAAAAUAUAAUACACUUCAAGAAUGUCUAGAACAUACCUCUGCUUUAGAGCUGCUGGGUUUUGAGUUUUUAAAUUAAGAAAUCAUCCUAAAUAUCUAGAGACAUGGUUACUUUGGAAAUUGCUUUUAGCACUCUGAGAGUUCCCAUCUGUCAGCUACUUGUUACUUUCUUUGUGCUGUUCUGCUUGCACAGAGGUUUGGGGCAGUCAUUGUACAAGUGCUCCUCCAGUCAAUCCAUCUUGAGACAAUAUCAUCCGUUUUCUUGGACAACUUCAUUGAAAGGUUUGCUGAAUUUACAUUGCCGUUUUUCCCAGCAGGCUCACUUUACACUAGCUAUAAGCUAUUCAGGAGGAAAGUUAGAAGUGGGCAGUAACAUUUUCAAAUGCUCUGGCAUCUGAGAUAGCUAAAUCUUGCAGUGUACAAGGUGUCUACUUACAAAUAGUAAUCCUAGAGUUGUUUUUAGGAUGGGAAGAAAACAAUCUCAUAAAAAGAUUAUCAGGAAGAAAGGCGGGGGAGAGAAUCAAAGAAAAAUAUUACUUAAUGCAGAGCUGGUGCUGUUGCAAGCCCAUGUAGUUUGCUUCUUAAUUUCAAGAAGACCACAGUCAUUUCAAGGUUUCAGUGGCCCACAGCACAGAGAUAAAGCCACUUUUCACAGCUGUUUUCAUUUAAAAAACAAGGGGUUCGGGUCUUGAAAUUUCUCUCCAAGCAACAGCACAACUAGUGUGCUCCAAGAAUGUCACUGGUAUUCUCUUGGCCAUUGUAUCUAACAAAAACACCUGCUAUUUUUUUCUGAAUAAACUUCUUAUUUUAUUUGUUUAAUUGCAAUGAGGAAGUCAGCAAACUGUAGAAAAUACUGGAUCAACCUCUGAAUUGAAGUCAUCUCACAGGUUGCUUGGGUUAUCUGAGAGAGAAAAUAUGCCUGAUGUAAACUCCAAGCCUGUUUGAGGCUUGAGCAAUCUUUUAAUUUAAAAAUGGUGAAGACUUCUGCAAUGCCAAGCCUAACAGUGAAAACAGCCCUUUCUAUGCCUAAAUACAUGAAUGGUAAUGACCCCACAUACCAAGUCAGUAAUGUGCAGGUAGCCCAGCUUGGUGAAAGCAAUAGAUAUGAAAAAUUUUUCUUUGACAAUAUUUAGUAUCAACUGCCUUGAAUGUCUUCUGUUUAUAUGCACAUUUUGGAGUCUUGCACAAGUUUAAAGCAUGAUAUCCAUUUGAUAUGCAAAUAUAUAAUACUGCUUUCAAUCAAGAAUUAAGAGAGUCGUGGAACUAAUUUCUAUCCUUUGUCCAAGUCUGGCUGCUUGCUAGGGUUUCUUAGAUAUAAAUGAAAUUAGAAUUCUGUUCACUGAAUGUGCAUUGAUUAAACUGGCAUGAAGAAUAAUUGCUUUUGGAGUUUGAUUUGCAUGCACAGUAGAGUACCUGCACCAUCGUUCCUUCUUUUUAUCAGAAUGUCACUGCUUAUAUAUUGUAAAAAUGUAUGUUUCUUUUUAUGAACUUGUGUUUGGAAGAAUGUGUUCACUUUUAGUGAUGUCACCUGCAUUUAGAACCUAAUUCACCUGUGUUCUGAUUCACUUGCACUGUUUUGGAAAUGUCAAAUUUACAAAAAUACAACUUUUUGGAAUAAAAAUGACUGCAAAAUUAUCCUAAUAUAUCAUUUUGUCAGUUAUUGUCCUCAUCUAGCUCAAGUAGUUUUCUAUUAACUGGGUGAGGCAUUUUCUCCUGGAUGUUUGAAUUAAAUAGUAUAUUGUAUGUGUUUAUCUGUAUGUGGAUAAUUGACAUACUUUAUUGUAAUUCUAUGACUUAUCAAACUAUUUGGAGACAAAGAGUACAAAUGACU
Molecule: messenger RNA, 8405 nt
Organism: Hirundo rustica (Barn swallow)
Lineage: Eukaryota; Metazoa; Chordata; Aves; Passeriformes; Hirundinidae
Gene: ITGA9
Product: integrin subunit alpha 9
Exons: 28
Coding region: 104-3199 (1031 amino acids)
Biological process (GO): cell adhesion mediated by integrin; cell-matrix adhesion; integrin-mediated signaling pathway
Cellular component (GO): integrin complex; external side of plasma membrane
Molecular function (GO): integrin binding
Source: RefSeq, a predicted model, not a curated record